This is a messenger RNA of Leucoraja erinaceus (little skate), 3072 nucleotides long. RefSeq names its product uridine-cytidine kinase 1-like 1b (gene uckl1b). The record is from RefSeq and is a predicted model, not a curated record. The transcript has 15 exons. NCBI's taxonomy places the organism in Eukaryota, Metazoa, Chordata, Chondrichthyes, Rajiformes, Rajidae. Gene Ontology annotation, molecular function: kinase activity; ATP binding. Gene Ontology annotation, cellular component: cytoplasm. Bases 566 to 2170 code for a protein of 534 amino acids.
UGCACCACCACAGUAAACCAUGUCUCAGGCAGUUCACUAGUUUGUUUAUGAGGUCACAGUUAAAACCUUAAUAGCUGGUGGUAAAAUAUGCCACAGGAAGGCAGGAAUUCUCUGAAUUAGGAGCAUUAGCUUGCCGAGUUCAGGCUGUGUGUUUUGGUUCUGCAGCAGUACAUAUCCUUUUGCAAAUGACCCACCUAAAUGUCAUUCGCAGAUCACUGCUUUCAUCCAGAUGGGCAGGGUGUCAAGGGUCUUGUACGAGGAGAUUGCUAUUAAUAUCGAGUAAUGGACGUAAUCUCUGGGAAACAUUAUCCGCUUAUGUGUUUUGACUGCGGUUGGACUGCGAGCUGUUGCCUGGUCACUCCUUUUUCACGAGAAAUAAAGUGACUGAGUUUCAGUUUCUUUCUUGGUUUCGUUUUCCCAAAUUUAUACGGCAUUGAAACUAAACCUGACGGGAAUCCUCGAUCUGCCUCUGCUCAGGACUCGCUAGUACAAUCACAGUCAGUGUACUGCAGUACAGUGCAAUGCUCGCUCCCCUGUUGCUGAGAACCGCCCUGUGGUAAACAGUAUGAGCUCCCUCCCUGCAUAUUCUGGAGCCAGGAUAUCGGGAUGUUGGUCGCUGAGAUCAGACGGGAGUGGCAGCAGUGACGAGGCAUUGGACCGAUUAAUACCUCCUGUCACCAGCAGUUUGUCGUCACGUAAACGAACCACAAGCCAAUGCAUCUCUGAGCCACCGCUCUUGAGGACGAACAAGCGGACGAUAUACACCGCAGGGCGACCCCCGUGGUAUAACGAGCAUGGAACGCAGUCCAAAGAAGCCUUUGUUAUCGGAUUGUGUGGUGGGAGCGCUUCCGGGAAAACGACGGUGGCCAGAAAAAUAAUAGAAGCGCUGGACGUGCCCUGGGUCGUGCUGCUCUCUGUUGACUCCUUUUACAAGGUUCUGACUAAAGCACAACAAGAGCGAGCUGCCCACAAUGAAUAUAACUUUGACCAUCCUGACGCUUUUGAUUUUGACCUCAUCGUGUCCACUCUCCGAAAACUGAAGCAAGGAAAAAGUGUGAAGAUCCCGGUGUAUGACUUCACAUCACAUUCCCGGAAGAAGGACUGGAAAAUAUUAUAUGGAGCCAGUGUGAUCAUUUUUGAAGGUAUAUUGGCCUUUGCUGAUAAAGAGGUAUUGAAGCUCCUGGACAUGAAGAUCUUCGUGGACACGGACUCUGAUAUCCGGCUGGUCCGCCGCCUACGGAGAGACAUCGCCGAGCGUGGGCGGGAAAUCGAGGGGGUUAUCAAACAGUACAACAAGUUUGUUAAGCCGUCCUUUGACCAGUUCAUCGAGCCCACGAUGCGACUCGCUGACAUCGUGGUUCCACGAGGUGGCGGGAACAUGGUCGCUAUCGACUUGAUUGUCCAACACGUUCACAGCCAGCUGGAAGAGAGAAAACUGCGGUGGGAUAUGGCCACUUUGGCAUCAGCUCACCAGGCGCAACCUCUGCCAGAGACGCUGAGUGUGUUGGAGAGCACUCCGCAAGUUCAGGGGAUGCACACGUUCAUCAGAAACAAAGACACUUGUCGAGAUGAGUUCAUAUUCUAUUCCAAGAGAUUGAUGAGACUGUUAAUCGAGUACGCACUGUCACUGCUUUUUCUACAGACAUGCACAGUUCAAACUCUGCAAGGCCAGGACUAUGAGGGGAGAAGGUUCGACGGAACAAGAAUAACAGGCGUGUCCAUUCUAAGAGCGGGGGAGACAAUGGAGCCGGCCUUACGCGCGGUGUGCAAAGACGUGCGAGUGGGCAAAAUCCUCAUCCAGACUAACCACACCACCGGAGAGCCAGAGCUUCAUUACUUAAGACUGCCGAAGGACAUCAGUGAAGAUCAUGUCAUUUUAAUGGACUGCACAGUGUCAACAGGAGCCGCAGCUUUGAUGGCAAUCAGAGUCUUAUUAGAUCACGAUGUCCAAGAGGAGAAGAUCUUCCUGAUCUGCCUGCUGAUGGCAGAGAUGGGUGUUCACUCAGUCGCAUACGCCUUCCCCCAAGUGAAAAUCAUCACCACUGCAGUGGACAAAAAAGUCAAUGAUCUGUUCCACAUCAUCCCUGGCAUUGGUAACUUCGGAGAUCGUUACUUUGGGACGGACGCGCCCACUGAUUGGUGUGAAGACGACGAUGGCGUUGCAAUGUGAUGCGCGUCCGUGUGUGAUUCUUGCACCAUAGUAUUCAAGCCCCUUGUGGAUUAAUAGAUGAACGGUUUAAGUUUCAGACACGCUGCCUGGAUUUUAGUUGUAAUGGUCAGCUCCUCCUCGUUAGAUCAAACAAACACUAUCCUGUGGCUUUGGAGUUGGCUCGAAAUACCUCAACUCAAAAUGCUGCCCUUUCUCCAGCCUGUUAGUUCAUUUAACAUCCAAAGAACAACGGUAGAUAUAAAAGAUAUAUCACCUGCUAAUCGGCUGACAUCAUCCUGCAAUGAAUAAAUAGUUGAUUUACAAAAUUACAGAUUAUUUUUUAAAGGGAAGAAUUUACGUUAUCUUGCAGGGUUGGAAAAUAAUGCCACCAUUUAUUUCAACAAAAAAAUUGUGGAAGAUUCUUAUUUUUAUUGUUACAUUUUAGAUAAUAUAAUAUUUUAAAUUGAAAACAAAUGAAUGUAAGAUUUCUCAAAAGAUACUCAAGCACUCUACAAUUGUUUAAACCUCUUUGGAAUAGGCGUGGGAUUUGCAGCAAGUUUAAUGUUGGUACAUUAUUAACGGGAGCUUAAGUUAUAGACUGUUAUUGACAUUUAUCACGAUGACUGCGUUACUUUUGGAGAUUGUAACUGAGCACUUUAGAAACCCAAAUGUGUGAUUUAUCAUUCCUAUAUAGAAGAUCGGUGUGGAUUUAAAUGCAUUGUAAACUAGCUACAAGGAUUAGCAGCACCCUGACCCACAACAAAUUAAGUGUAGGAAUUCAGAGCACUGUGAAGAGGUUUACUGCACAGGGAGAGAUCAUUUAAUCCGCUGCCUUGGCCAGAUAUUAGCUGGCUACAAUCCCGCACUGUAUCGUUUAUCAAUGAGAACCUCUUGUAUUUUAAAAUAAAAAGCUUUAUAUUUUG